ACUGGGGAGGGCCUAUGCCUGGGCCAGCCCCUGAGGGCCAAAUUCUGGCUACAGGCUCUCCACUCAUCAGCCCAUCCUGCUCCUCCCCCAGAGUCCAAGGGUCCAGGUGGCAGGCAGACUGAGCUGUGCUGGACACUGCAGAGGGAGCCCGCACUGGGGACGAUUGGUGGGUGGGCAGCAUGGGCUUUGAGGAGCUGCUGCAUCAGGUCGGUGGCUUUGGGCCCUUCCAAUUGCGGAAUGUGGCCCUGCUGGCUCUGCCCCGGGUGCUGAUGCCCCUACACUUCCUCUUGCCCGUCUUCCUGGCUGCUGUGCCUGCCCAUCGCUGUGCCCUGCCUGGAGCCCCUGACAACUUCAGCCACCAGGAUGAAUGGCUAGAGGCCUACCUGCCCCGGGAGUCCAAUGGCACACUCAGCUCCUGCCUCCGCUUCACCCACCCCCACCCACUCUUCAACACCACAUUGGUGGGAGGACGACAUAGCCCUGAGGAGCUUGAGGGGGUGUCCCCCACAGUGGCCUGUCCCCAGGGCUGGGAGUAUGACCGCUCACAGUUCUCCUCCACCAUUGUAACCGAGUGGGACCUGGUGUGUGAGCAGAAAGGCCUGAACCAAGUCACGUCCACGUUUUUCUUUGCUGGUGUGCUAGUGGGGGCCGUGGCCUUCGGAUACCUGUCCGACAGGUUUGGACGCCGCCGCCUGCUACUGGUGGCCUAUGUGAGUACCCUGGUGCUGGGCCUGGCAUCUGCAGCCUCCAUCAGCUAUACCAUGUUUGCCAUCACCCGCACCCUCACUGGCACAGCUCUGGCUGGCUUUACCAUCAUUGUGAUGCCACUGGGUGAGACAGGCAAAGGAUGGACAGGGCCUAUAGGGCUGGAGGGAGGUGUUGUCAAGGGUGAGACUGAGCCCAUCUGGCCCCCACUAACUGUCUUUCUGUCUGGCCCCUUCCCUGGGCCUGAGCUGGAGUGGCUGGACGUGGGGCACCGCACUGUGGCAGGCGUCCUGAGCAGCACCUUCUGGACAGGGGGCGUGAUGCUGCUGGCACUAAUUGGGUACCUGAUCAGAGACUGGCGAUGGCUUCUGCUGGCUGUCACCCUUCCUUGCGCCCCAGGCAUUGUUAGCCUCUGGUGGGUGCCUGAGUCUGCCCGCUGGCUUCUGACCCAGGGUCGUGUGGAGGAGGCUCACAGGUACCUGCUCCGCUGUGCCAGGCUUAAUGGGCGGCCCAUGGGUGAGGACGGCCUGAGCCUGGAGGCCCUGAGCAAGGUAGCAGCCAAGGAGCGGGUGGUCCAGAAACCCUCCUACUUAGACCUGUUCCGCACGCCUCGGCUCCGACACAUUUCACUGUGCUGCAUGGUGGUGUGGUUUGGAGUGAACUUCUCCUAUUACGGCCUGAGCCUUGACGUGUCGGGGCUCGGACUCAACGUGUACCAGACACAACUGCUGUUUGGGGCCGUGGAGCUGCCCGCCAAACUGCUAGUCUACCUGUCGGUACGCCAUGCCGGACGCCGUCUCACGCAGGCGGGAACGCUGCUGGGAUCGGCCCUUGCUUUGGGCAUCCGGAUACUGGUGCCCUCUGAGAAGGGGCCGUGGGGCACUAUCCUGGCGGUGAUGGGAAAGGGUUUUUCUGAAGCUGCCUUCACCACUGCCUACCUGUUCACGUCAGAGUUGUACCCUACCGUGCUCAGACAGACAGGGAUGGGGUUGACUGCACUGGUAGGCCGGCUGGGGGGCUCCUUGGCCCCACUGGCAGCUUUGCUGGAUGGAGUGUGGCUAUCAUUGCCCAAGCUCACUUAUGGGGGGAUCACCCUGCUGGCUGCCUGCACUGCCCUCCUGCUGCCAGAGACAAGGCAGGCGCACUUGCCGGAGACUAUCCAGGAUGUGGAGACGAAGAGGUGGGUGCACAGGGCUCUGUCUGCAUAUGUGUAAGCACACGCAUGUGGGUAUGUGUGACACCUUAGAAUUCAGAGAGGAAAACGUGUUUGUACAUACGUACUUGGUGCAUGUAUCUAACUGUGCACAGUGCAGUAUGUUUUAUGGUGCAUGGCCUGGGGUAGGAGCCCUGGUGGCAGUGGUUAGGAGUUUAGCUUCUAACCAAAAGGUCUGCCAGUGCUCCUUGGAAAUCCUACGUGGCAGUUCUACUCUGUCCUAUAGGCUCACUAUGAGUCAGAAUCAACUUGACGAGUUGUUUUUUGGACCUUCGGUAUAUAAAUUGAGUGUGUAAAAAGUGUAUAUGACUCCAUAUAUAUGUGUGUGUAUGCACAAAUACUCAAGAUUGUCAGGAAGAGGUGCAUGUAUAUACAGUCAGGUAUGCCUACUCAUCGGGUGUGUAUACAAAUGUGUGUGAGUCACUUCUGGGAGUAGUUUGUAUUACCACAGGCUGGGGAGAGUCCUGGGUCACUCCUGACGGGGCAUGUUGGGUGGUAGGCUCAGGGUCUAAGCCUGCUCUGCUCAUGACUUUUCUCCAAAUGCCUGUCCAGCCUUCAGGUGGAAGAAACACACACGAAUCAGGUCCAGGACUGAGUGGGAUUGGGGGCUGCCCCUCCAUGGAAGCUCUGCAGCAGGGUCUGGGAGAGCAGAAGGGCAGGCCCUGUUGCCAGGGCUGGGGGCAUCAAGCUCUCUGCCCAAGGCUGCAGUUGCCACUGGUGCCCCCUCCCUGUGCUCAUCCAGCCUUGACUAUUCUGCCUCCAGCAACAGGGUGACUUCCCAGAAUGCAGUGAGCCACUGGAAAAUUCUAGUCCCCCUCUUAUGGCUGGGAGGAUUCUGUGAAUAAAGGUGUUCUUGGGUUGGGAUAGCAAUGAGGAGCUGUGGGGAAAGCCCUAGAUGGGAAGCCACUGAGUUUGCCCUGGGCUCUGAUUCCAGCUUUGCAAUUGAUUUGCUGUGUGACCUUGGGCAUGUGGCUUCCCCUCACCAGGCCUUAAUCUGUUCAUCUCUCAAAUGAGAUAAUGAAGCCUCUUAGCAGACUUCACAACAGGAUCUGUUGUCAUACUCAAAUGAAAUGCUGAAGAAGGUGCUUCUUCUAGAGAUGGUGCUAAAGAAGACUGUCCCAUGAUGACUUCUGGUACUAAAAGGACUAGAGGACAUGCUCUCCACUGUGUGGCAGAGGGCUGCCUAAUGCCAGGGCCAGGGGACCAGGAGAACAGAGUUCUUUAUUCCCAUGACUGGUCUUGCUACCUCCCAGGCACUCUGCAGGGCAAUGCUCCCCAUCCCACCCCCCCACUCCCCACCACACACACACACUCCCCAUCCUCCAAUCCACUGUCUAGGCCUCAUGCUCAAAGAAGAGUUGAAGUCAUGGGAGGUAACAUUUUAUCGGAGAAGCCAGGGAGGCUGAGGCUCAAUAAACAAGUUUUAUGAGUACCUCAAACCUCCAGAGUUUGCUGGCAAAAGGGAUGGGGAAGGCAAGGAGGCCACUCUUCAAAGGGAUUGCCUAU
Loxodonta africana (African savanna elephant) is the source of this 3424-nucleotide messenger RNA. RefSeq names its product solute carrier family 22 member 7 (gene SLC22A7). Gene Ontology annotation, cellular component: membrane. The record is from RefSeq and is a predicted model, not a curated record. Gene Ontology annotation, molecular function: transmembrane transporter activity. Gene Ontology annotation, biological process: transmembrane transport. Lineage: Eukaryota; Metazoa; Chordata; Mammalia; Proboscidea; Elephantidae.